AUGAGUAGUGCAGCUAGUUCAAGCAAGUGUAAUGGCACUGAAGAGGAUACGCUGCGCAAGCAUCUCAGGGACUUGAAGAGAGAUGGCACGCAAUGGACAGGAUUUGUUGAAUCCGAGACUUCGCUUCAAGCUCUUACCCGCGACUUUGCGGUGAUGAACGUUUCUUACACAACUGAGUCAUCACAUUACAAGUCAGAAGAACAGCGAAGGAAAGCCAAACUUGUGUUUUCUGCGUCAAAAGGUGCGGUUCCAAUAUCUCUCACAGCCCCUUUCAGGGUACUGUCUUCUGUCCACAAGGGCUGCAUUUUUGGGAAGGAUCGUCACAAUGUGCAGUCACAGCAAGAACAAAACAAAUCCUCCUGCACUGGCUCCUGUGACUGGAAUGCAGACACAUUCAAGAAAACGAAGAUCAAGGUACAGGGAACCAAGAAGAAAGGCUGCCCAGCUACCAUGCACAUAACUGAAAUUGAAGUCUUUCCUGAGCAUUGUUUGAACUUGCCACCUGAUGCAAGCGAGAGAAGACGGAAACAAGCCUCAAAGGCGGCACUAUCACGUCUGGCUGAAAAGCUGCAAACAACUGAAGGUGCAUCUGAGGUGAUAAGUGAAAAGCGCUACUACAUUUCCCUCACAUCCAAAGAAGGGCACAAGAACCACACCUUUGACACCGCACUGAGCCAUGCCCAACCAGUUGACCCACGGGUGUCUGAACGUAUACAGACACUGGUCAAAGGCGGAAUAACGUCAGUCAAAGAGGUACAAAGGUUCAUAGGGUUUUUUGUGCAAGAUGUACUGUUUGCUAGUGAAACACCACCUCCUGAGUCCUCCCGGGCAUUUUUUCCAACUAAAAAAGACUUUGAGAACCACAUACAAACAGCGCUAAGAAAAGAGAGGUUUAGCGAUGAAGAUUAG
Messenger RNA from Rhipicephalus sanguineus (brown dog tick), 909 nucleotides. RefSeq names its product calcium-responsive transcription factor-like. The transcript has 4 exons. The record is from RefSeq and is a predicted model, not a curated record. Gene Ontology annotation, molecular function: DNA-binding transcription factor activity. Lineage: Eukaryota; Metazoa; Arthropoda; Arachnida; Ixodida; Ixodidae. The coding region runs from base 1 to 909 and encodes 302 amino acids.